AUGUGUGAGGGGCACGUUAUCGAUUCCCGCUCGUCUCUCGGAUUUACCCACCUCCCCGAGCCUGAGAAUCAAGAUAUCCAGAUAUCCAGAUAUCCAGAUAUCCCCAACUGGUUGGAAACAAAAAACUACCUUUGCGCAUUUGACAAUUAUCUUGUGCUCUUCCUUUGCUACAUCGCCAGGAUGACACUCCUCUCGGAUAUUAUAUCCGCAUCGGCAAAUUUACACCACUCUAACCAUCUACCCAGCGACGAGUAUGACCGUCGCAUCCGCGACCUAGUUGAUUACUUCAGACGGCUACAAAAGACCGAAGCACUCGACUCAUUUGCCAAUGAUGAGUCUUUUCUCGAUCGUUUUGACCCAGCGAUAGAUUCUAUCCCAUAUCUUUUCGUGCUACGAGUACAAAUACAAAAGGCACAGGAACUAAAUGCCGAUUCACUCCCAGCGGAUCUCCGCCCCUCAGGAAGGCUAUGGACAUGCGCUGCACAUUUUUUGGCCAGUUUCGAUAGGGUUCAAGUCAGAUACGCUGGACGAGAAUGGCGUCUUCUUGUUGAACUCGUGGGGCAAGCCUCGCAAGCUGCAUCAAUGGCAAGUCGGCUAUUUUCCAACUUUCCUUGGCCACUACUAGGUGCUACGCUAGUUAAGGACGCUAUGCUUCGUCUUGACCCAUCAUGUGCCGUUUUCACUUCGAGUCACCUUUUGCUUGUCCGGCUUUGCCUCCAGGCCAGAGCAUAUUCUUGUGCAUUGCCUGUCUUGAAUAAGCAAAUCUGUCAUUUCCCAAUUUCGCGGGGGCGUCCCUCUUCAGACUCCUCUGUGCUCUGCGCAGAUAACGGCUUAGGUGUAUCCUUUAUGACCGAAGCUUCUGGGGUUUCAUCCAAGCUAUCAUACCGAGACUACUUGCAGUACUUCCUUUAUGGUGGUAUGGUGUACAUGGCGUUGAAGGAGUGGCGCAAUGCACUUCAUUUCCUUGGGAUUGUCAUCUCUACGCCUGGUACUAGCUCUGUGAGCUUGAUUAUGGUGGAAGCUUACAAAAAAUGGGUGCUAGUUGGCUUACUCGAAAAUGGCAGGCUCUGUCCACCUCCAAGCAUCACAACACCUCAUGUGGUGAAAGUGUACCAAUCACUUGCGAGGCCCUAUAUCAUUCUUGCUCAUGCAUUUGAACGUGGUGAUUUGAAGAGACUUAAUGCUGAAAUUGAUGCUGCCAAAAAUAUCUGGUGUGCGGACAAUAAUCUCGGUCUCGUUUCCCAGGUAGUGGGUGCUUUUUUCGGUCAAACUGUCAUCAAGCUUGGGAAGACCUUUGCAGCUUUAACAAUGGCCGACCUUUCCAAGCAGGUGUUUCCCUCCCCUGUGUGUGCAGAACUCACUGGGUCCGCUGUUUCAUCCCUCGUCAUGUCUAGUGCUUUGAACGCGACAUUGGUGGAGACCAAAGAUCAUGCUGAGGCUUCCAUGCUACGUUUCUCAUCCAUUCAUUCAUUACCUCAUCUCUCUCGUGAGUUGGACUUACAGUCCCAACUCAAGCAGGAGAUGAGGCUGAUGGAGACACUGGUGAUUCAUCUUGGGGAAACCAAUAAUAACCUGGGAUUAAGUGAUGAAUACGUUGAUAGCCUACAUAAGGGUCAGGUUUGGUCAGGUUCUAGUGAAAUCAAUCCCAUUGUAGCGGGGGAGGCUGGACUUGAGAUGGAUGAAGAUCUGAUGGGUGACAUGUCCUGA
This is a messenger RNA of Penicillium verrucosum, 1707 nucleotides long. RefSeq names its product putative COP9 subunit 3. The record is from RefSeq and is a predicted model, not a curated record. Gene Ontology annotation, biological process: ubiquitin-dependent protein catabolic process. Lineage: Eukaryota; Fungi; Ascomycota; Eurotiomycetes; Eurotiales; Aspergillaceae. The transcript has 6 exons. Bases 1 to 1707 code for a protein of 568 amino acids. Gene Ontology annotation, cellular component: COP9 signalosome.